Messenger RNA from Bacidia gigantensis, 2286 nucleotides. RefSeq lists its product as uncharacterized. NCBI's taxonomy places the organism in Eukaryota, Fungi, Ascomycota, Lecanoromycetes, Lecanorales, Ramalinaceae. Bases 1 to 2286 code for a protein of 761 amino acids. Gene Ontology annotation, cellular component: TRAPPIII protein complex; cytoplasmic vesicle; phagophore assembly site. The transcript has 2 exons. The record is from RefSeq and is a predicted model, not a curated record. Gene Ontology annotation, biological process: endoplasmic reticulum to Golgi vesicle-mediated transport; protein localization to phagophore assembly site.
AUGAGCCAACCAGCUGAGGAGAAUGAUGCUGGCCUUACACAGCCUAGCAGCUCACCCGUCCAUUUUCACAAUCCUCCAUCUGGUCUUUCCGACCUCAAAGCUACAAGUGGAUCGCCGUCGCUGAAGACUACAAGACCUAUUCUCUCAAGCUCAGCUUCCUUAGCUCGACCGUCUUCAUACUCCUCUGCAGGCUCUCUGGAUCGGAGUCAUGAACGCUCCAGGAGCCCAUCUCUGAGCCGGCGUGGUGCCUCUGGUCCCUUCAAUGGCGGAUGCCGCAAUUUGAUCACCAGGUCCUUUGCGCCUACUGUGGCAGUUCAUGCGUCUUCUGACGUGGAAGACUUCAUUCAAGGCAAAGGCAUCGCUGCUGGUCUUUCUGGCUUAUUAAGACCUUUCGGAGAACAUGUACAGGGAAAAGUCAUCAUCAGGGACAGCAUCGGGCUUAGCAAAGCGUGGGAAGACUUUAUAAUCAAAUUCGUCAGUCCUCCGAGCUCGUUGACUGAGGUGGAGGAUUUAGUGUCGUCCGCAUACCAUGAGACCUACGUACAUCGAACUUCUCGGGAAGCAUCACCUGCACCCAACGGACUAUCUGCGCUGCCUUUACCACAAGAAAUGGAGGAGCUGCUCAGGCAGCUUAUGGACACUCCAGACUGGGUGGCUAGCUUCUCGGACGAGCCGAGCGAGGAAUUUGAUGCAAACGUGCGUUCCGGCACAAGCCAGCCGUCGCAGCUUUUUAUGGAGUACAUUCGUGCCUUAAUUUCAAGUAACCAGAUGGUCCCGUAUGAGACAUUUUCCCAUCCAGUCGCUUGUCUGGUAGCUGUAAGCUCCCGCAGUCGAGCUCCUAUAGAGAUCCUACGUCAACUGUAUGCCCAAACAGGUCGCGGUAACCCCAAGAUUCCUCCUUGGGCGGGAGUCGAAUACCUGAGGUACUAUAUCCUGAUCCAUGAUGAAGACAACGACGAUAUUGCGAAGUCAACAGCUCUUUUUGAUCUUAUGAAACGGCACUUCGGGCUUCACUGUCAUCUACUUCGGCUUCGAAGCUCACAAUGCGUACCAAGUGACGACGACAGCUACCGUGUACCUCAGUGUGAAUGGCGUUCAGCAAGCGAAAGGUUGAGAGACGUGCAAAAUGAUGGGGAUACCGAUGGCAUUGGGCAAUGCAUUUUUGAGUCAGACGCUACUGCAAUUAAUUCACUGAUUAGAGAGAUGGUCACGCAAUCCAUUGUACCUUUCAUGGAAAGCCGCGUCAUGACUUGGAAUGACCAGGUUGCCUCGAGGCGCCGUGGUUUAGGCGGCCGCUUUAUGUCAAUGUCUAAACGUUGGGCAGGUUUUGGCUCCUCCAAAGCAAAUAGUAACAAUGGAGGCAAUAACAACAAAAGUAAUUAUAAUGCUCAAUUAGGAUUCUAUCCCCCUGAAUCUCCGGAAAUCAUUAUGCGCCAAAUGGCUGACUACGCUAUCAUGUUACGAGAUUACAAAUUGUCUCACACAACUUUUGACACUCUUCGCUCAGACUUCGCUCACGAUAAAGCCUGGAUCUACCAUGCUGCCGCCAACGAUGGUGCAGCUUUAUCAUCUUUGCUACUGCACCAGCAGCAGUCGAGAAGUCGCUCAGAGACGAUCGAUUCGUUCUUGGAUGCAGCAGUAUACUCUUACCUGACUCGGUCAUCUCUACCAACAGGAGCAAUCCGCUGUCUUACUUUGGCUACUGAGCUUUUAUUCGAUCGCGGUCCAUCUGCAGCGGAUCAUGCGGCGAAGUGGGCUGGUCAACUGCUGGAGCUAUCAAUUCUCAGUCCAAGCGUGCAAGCCUUGACAGCGGAAAGGAUGGCAGAUUACUAUAGUUCGAGGCUCUAUAGUUCUACGACUCAGGCAGACCGAAGAAGACAGGCAGGUCUAUGGAAUGUCACAGCUGCAUUGUCUUGGGCACGGCUGGGUAGAUCAUCUCAAGCGGAAUCGCGAGUUGCGGCAGCCAACAAAUUAUUUCAACUUUCGAAAGUAGACUCGAGUAGUCUUCCAUUCCCAAGCAUGCAACCUCUCUGGGCUAGUCUAUCACACAGCAUUGGCCAUGUUCAACUCAGCGACGAAUCCGGUGGUCCUGACGGUACGGAGGCUCGAGAUCACUUCUCUUCCGUCCAAGAGGAACAAUUGGAUGCCUUUGUCAGUCGCGCUGACCCACUACGGACAGGCUUAAGCCAUUGGAAUCCUGUUGAGCCACAGAAGUCCUAUGUGAAGACUGGCCAUCAGAGACAUGCAUCAACGCUUUCAGUGGUUGAUAGUGACGGCUUCGAAUGA